AUGGCGUUGCUUAUUGCUGUUGCUAUAGUUUUUUGUUGUCAAAGUCAGCUGACCGCUGAAACACCUAAUGUUGUUGUUUCUCAAUAUGGGACCGUAGAUUUCACGACUAUUGCUGGAGCAAUACGAGCAGCCCCGAAUAAGAGUGUCCAACCAUUCUAUAUCAAGAUUAAACAAGGCAUAUAUCGGGAAUACAUUCGAGUUUAUAAAGAAAAGACUAAUAUAGUAUUGAUUGGAGAGGGAAUGGGUACUACAAUAAUAACGGGUAAUAGAAGUUUCAAUAAAGGCAAUAAAAUUGAUGACACUGCAAUAGUGGGUAAGUCUCUCUAUGGGUUUUUGGAAGUGGCUUCACAACCUAAGACAUCACCUUUAGGAAUGAUGCUUGACCCGGAAACACAAAAGAGAGAGUUUGGGAAAGAUGCAACUGGAAUAGUGCUCCGAAAUUGCACUAUAAAGGCUAGCCAAAAUUUGGAGAAAAUGGAUAACGUCAUCACCUAUUUAGGUCGACCAUGGGGUAUAUUCUCUAGGACAGUGGUCAUGGAAAGUUUCAUUGACCACUUGAUAAGUCCUAGAAGAUGGAUUGAACCUAGAAAAAAAUCCAUUGGUCAUCGUCAUCCGUAUUUUCUGGAGUACAAAAAUAGAGGACCAGGUGCUGCUACCCAGAAACGUGUGACAUGGGCAUCCCACACAAUGAAUCCGAACAUUGCAUCAACUUUCACAGUUAGGAAUUUUAUAAAUGGUGACAAGUGGAUUCCUGCCAAUAUCCCUUAUUAUUCAGACUUUUCUUAA
Messenger RNA from Solanum lycopersicum (tomato), 786 nucleotides. The record is from RefSeq and is a predicted model, not a curated record. NCBI's taxonomy places the organism in Eukaryota, Viridiplantae, Streptophyta, Magnoliopsida, Solanales, Solanaceae.